UACUCUGUGCAGCAGCAGACAGACACAAUAAUUCAACUGUUGCCUCUGUUAUACAAUCACUUCCAUCCUACACUUGAGAUUGUAAUUUGAUUUGUUAUAUUUUUAUUUUAUAUUUUAGUUACACAAUUACGGAUUCGCGAUGGUAGUGCCCCAAAAAUCAUCCACUAUUAUUUUCUUUGUCAAUGGGAAGAAGGUUGAAGAUGAUAAUGUAGAUCCAGAAUGGACAUUACUUCAUUACCUACGCACCAAAUUGCAGCUGACAGGUACCAAGCUAGGAUGUGCUGAGGGAGGUUGUGGAGCCUGUACUGUCAUGGUGUCCAAGUACGACCGGACAUCAAAUAGACUGGUGCACAUGUCAGUAAAUGCAUGUUUGGCGCACGUGUGCUCCAUGCAUGGACUGUCUGUCACCACAGUGGAAGGGAUAGGCAGCACACGCUCUAGGAUACAUCCUGUACAGGAACGUAUCGCCAAGGCCCAUGGCUCCCAGUGUGGGUUCUGCACUCCUGGCAUUGUCAUGUCCAUGUACUCUCUCCUGCGCAGUCUACCAGGGAAACCUACCAUGGCAGACCUUGAGACAGCUUUUCAAGGUAACCUUUGCCGCUGCACGGGUUACCGUCCAAUCAUUGAAGGAUACAAGACAUUCACAGAGGAAUGGGAGCAACAUCAGGCAGCUAAUGGGCUACAGAAUGGUGGCUGUCCGAUGGGAGAGAAAUGUUGCAAAAACUCAAAACAAAACGGAGAAGGCUGUAGCCAAGUGAAUGGUUCUGAAAAUGGUUAUACAAACGGAUCAGACAUCGUGGAAGACAGUUUAUUCAACCCGAGAGAGUUUGUUCCUUACGACCCAAGUCAAGAACCAAUCUUCCCUCCUGAGUUAAAGGUUUCGGACACAUUGGACAACCAGUAUUUGGUGGUCCAGGGUCCCAGAGUGACUUGGUACAGACCAACUAAUCUCAGCGAACUGCUGGAGCUGAAAGCUAAAUACCCGGCGGCUAAGAUUGUCAAUGGAAACACUGAGAUUGGGGUGGAGGUUAAGUUCAAGAACUGUCUGUACCCUGUGCUGAUCCAGCCUAGUCUGGUGAUGGAGAUGUCAGAGAUGAGACAGAGUGAUUCAGGACUGUGGGUCGGCGCUAGUGUCACACUCAGCAACCUAGAGACAACUCUACGCGGACACAUCACUGAUCUACCAGAAUACAAGACAAGAGUAUUUCAAGCAAUUGUUGAAAUGCUGCACUGGUUUGCUGGAAAACAAAUUCGAAAUGUGGCGGCUGUAGGAGGAAAUAUAAUGACAGGGAGUCCCAUUUCUGAUCUCAACCCAAUUUUCAUGGCUGCCGGAUGCGAACUGGAACUAGUUAGCCAAGGAGGCAAAAGAGUCGUCCAGUUGAAUAGCUCAUUCUGGACUGGAUACAGGAGAAACAUUGUUAAACCUGAGGAGAUCUUACUGGCCAUCCACAUACCAUUCACUACUGAGAACCAGUACUUUGCAGCCUACAAGCAGGCCAAGAGGAGAGAAGACGACAUUGCUGUUGUCAACGCAGCUUUCAAUCUCCAGCUGACCUCCCAGAGUCAUGUUGUAGACAUGGAGAUGGCUUUUGGUGGAAUGGCUCCAACCACAGUGUCUGCUCCCAAUACUGCCGCUGCCUUGAAGGACAAGCCCUGGACCUCUGCCACUAUAGAAGCAGCAUUCUCUACCCUCAUGACAGAACUGUCCCUAGACCCAGGAGCCCCUGGUGGUCUUGUGUCUUAUAGAUGUUCCCUGACUCUCAGCUUACUCUUCAAGUUUUACCUGAAAGUAACUCAGAAAUUGGAAAGUAAGAAUGUCGCUGUAGAAAAACUGCCGGACUCUUACAAAAGCGCCAUCAAUGGAUUUGAAAGUGUUCAUCCAAAGAGUUCUCAAUACUUUCAAUUGGUUCCUUCAACUCAAUCCAAGACAGACUUGGUUGGCCGUCCAAUCGUACACAGAUCAGCGUUCAAGCAAGCAACAGGUGAGGCGAUCUACUGUGAUGACAUGCCUCUCUGGCAAGACCAAGUAUAUCUGGCCCUGGUGUUCAGCAGCAGAGCACAUGCCAAGAUACUCAGCAUAGAUCCAUCAGCAGCUCUUGCACUUCCGGGUGUCCAUGCUUUCUACUGCUCUGAUGAUCUGCCUGCCAAAAACAAUCACUUUGGGCCCAUUGCCAAGGAUGAUUUUGUUUUCGCUGAUAAGGAGGUAAUGUGUGUAGGUCAGGUGGUAGGUGCCGUAGUGGCAGAUACACAACAGCUGGCUCAGAGAGCUGCUAAACUGGUCAAGGUGGAAUAUGAGGAUCUUCAGCCAGUCAUCAUCACAAUUGAGGAUGCCAUCCGUGAGAACUCGUACUUCUCUCCUGCCCCGAUGAAGUUGCGCUACGGUGACGUAGACGCAGCCUUCGCAACAGCUGAUCACAUCCUGGAGGGAGAGGUGAGACUUGGAGCUCAGGAACAGUUCUAUCUGGAGACUCAGGCUUGUAUCGUCAUACCCAAGGGAGAAGACGACGAGAUGGAGAUUAUAUCCUCCACACAGCAUCCUACUGAAAUACAGGGAGAAGUUGCCAAUAUGCUCGGAGUGACUAGCAACAAAAUAGUGGUCAAAGUGAAGAGGAUCGGAGGAGGGUUUGGUGGCAAAGAGUCAAGAAGCUCCAUGAUUGCUCUACCUUGUGCUUUGGCUGCCACUAAAUUGGGCAAACCAGUGCGCUGCAUGCUAGACAGAGAUGAAGACAUGAUCUCUACGGGACAGAGACAUCCGUUCUUGGGCCGCUACAAAGUUGCAUUCACUUCUCAAGGGAAGAUUACAGCUUGUGAAAUCAAGCUUUACUGCAACGCUGGAAUGUCUUACGAUCUGUCCAUGGCUGUUAUGGGACGUGCGAUGAUGCAUUUCCAGAACGCAUACCACAUUCCCAACGUGAUGGUUUACGGUUACGUGUGCAAGACCAACCUCGUAACCAACACUGCCUUCCGAGGGUUUGGAGGACCUCAGGGGAUGUUCAUUGGGGAGACUAUGAUGAGACAAGUGGCUGCCUAUCUCAACAAGGACCCUUUCCAAAUCUGCAGCUUGAACCUGUACAAAGAAGGUGACCGUACCCACUACACACAGGAGCUCAAGUAUUGUACACUGGACAGGUGUUGGUCAGAGGUUGUGAAUGACUCGGACUAUAACAGACGGAAAGCCGAAGUUGAAAAGUUCAACAAGGAGAACCGAUGGAAGAAACGAGGAAUCGCUGUUGUACCGACUAUGUUCGGUGUUGCGUACACUGAGCAGUUCCUCAACCAAUCAGGAGCUCUGGUUAUGAUCUACACUGAUGGCUCAGUGUUGUUGUCUCAUGGAGGCAUGGAGAUGGGUCAAGGACUUCACACAAAGAUGAUCCAGGUAGCCAGUAGAGCCCUUGGUAUCCCUGCGUCUCUGAUCCACAUCUCAGAAACUUCCACAGACAAAGUUCCCAACACAGGAGCUACUGCAGCCAGUUCUGGAUCCGAUCUCAACGGAAUGGCUAUCAUCGAUGCUUGUAACAAGUUGAAUGAGAGACUCAAGCCUUACAAAGCUGCCAAGCCUGAGGGACAAUGGAAGGAUUGGGUGUUGUCUGCUUGGUUUGACAGAGUCAGUCUGGCAGCCACGGGAUUCUACAGUACACCCGACAUCAAGUAUGACUUUGAGAAGAACGAAGGAUUGGCUUUCAACUACAUGGCGUAUGGAGCCGGGGUGUCUGAGGUUGAGAUUGACUGUUUGACUGGAGAUCACAUUGUAUUACGCACAGACUUGGUGAUGGAUGUAGGUGAGAGUCUGAACCCAGCCAUAGACGUCGGACAAGUGGAAGGUGCUUUCAUGCAGGGCUACGGACUGUUCACCAUAGAGGAGACAGUUCACUCACCCCAAGGAGCUCUGUUGUCCCGAGGGCCUGGAGCCUACAAGAUACCCGGCUUUGGUGAUAUUCCUGCAGAGUUCAACGUGGCACUGCUUAAAGGAGCUCCCAACCCACGCGCUGUGUAUUCAUCAAAGGCAGUGGGAGAGCCCCCUCUAUUCCUGGCGUCGUCUGUGUUCUUCGCCAUUCGGGAGGCAGUGGCAGCAGCCAGGGCGGAGGUUGGUUUCCAGGGAUACUUCCGUCUGGACUCUCCCGCCACUGCUGCCCGGAUACGCAUGUCCUGUGCCGACCACAUUGCUCAGAAGUUUCCUGACGCUCCCGAAGGAAAGUACAAACCUUGGAAUGUGAUUUUGUAAACUCUGCUACAAAACAAGGAGAAUGACGGAUCUGAGACCUUAGAACGGAGCUAACACACAUUAGUGUUAAUGGUAUACAGGGUAUUGUUAGGUUUAGUUUUAAAGAGGUGGUCUGAGGUGUUUCUAAUGUACUAUCUAAAAAAAUUAUAGAUUAUCCCGAUUCCAAGAACUGUAUACAGGUUUUAACUAAAUGGUAUGUGCUUCUAGGCCUGUGGGUUUAUGAAAAAUGUAUACCUUUAGAAAGAAUAUUUUUCUCAUUUUACUAUGAUUAAUUAGGUAAAAUCAACUAAGUAAAUUUAAAAACCCAGAAAACUUAGGUAUCUUAACAAUAAUGAGAAAUAGCCCUAAGAGAUGUGCAUAUCGAAUAUUGGAAUGAGUUACUUAAGAAAAAUGUCUUAAAAGAUAAUCAUUUUGAUAUAAAUGUAACGUUCAAGUUUCAAUAUAAAAGGUCAUAGGAAUUUUUUUCUUGGGAUGGAUUUCUCCAAGUUCUUUUACAUGAGGCCUAAGAACAAGAACAAAAUUCAUUACAUGACUUCUUAGAAACCAGUUCUUUAUCUUUAGUGUAAAACCAGUGAGACAUUUGAUCAAAACUUAGCUUUAUAACACUGUACAUAAUCUCCAAGGUUGCCUAAUGCCUUACUGGUAACUGUCUCAAACACUUGAUCAAAUUAAGCUAGUUGGAUUUUUUAAGUCAAUUAGGACUUAUACAAACACUAUACCUUAAUGGUACCACCUAUAACUCCUAUUAAAUCAUCUUAGAAGCAUGAUUUUAAUUUUGAAAAUUGAACUAUAGCUUUCACUAAUUUAAUUAUAUUAAAUUUGAGUACAAAGAAAUUAUAAAGAGUUUUAUGAUAUUACAUAUGAGUACAAAGAAAUUAUGAAGAGCUUUAUAGCUAUUACCUUACAAGUGUAGUAAGAGCGUUUUUACAUCACGUAGGUGAAUGUUGUGCAACGAGUGGAAGCGAGUUGCAUAAUUCACCUAAGUGAUGUAAACACGCUCUUGCGUAACGUGUAACGUACAAGAUUUUACCUGACCCGACAAUAUACAACAGGGGGUUACGUACAAUAUUUUUCAUUUUCCAUUUCACUCAUCUUCUAACAGUAACGUUCGCCAAACAAAACCUAGGUUAGGAAAAUUCUUUAAAGCAUAACAAUAAAAUUCAAGCGCACAGCUGAUUUCUAGCGUUAAUCGUCGUUGGCUCCAUAGAGGUAUAUUUUUUUAAGUUGAGCACUCAAUGUUAUUUAAAUGGGUUUCAUUACUUUACCGAGUGAGUUUUUGAAACUUUACUUCACUCGUGAAGUAAAGAAAUUGUAUACAUCACGCUUGGGAUAGGGAAGUUUAACAUGGCGGGUUAGGUAAAAUAUAUUUAUAUCAAUCUUUGUUUCAAUAAAUAUUCCCAACAAUAAAAACCGCUUUAAUUUCAUGUGUUAUUUUAUGUCAUGUUGGUAUAAGAUUGUAAUAUUAUUACCAGUUUUGUAUGAUAUUGUGUAUGUAAGAUUAUGUUUUAUACCAGGUAUAUUUGAAUGAAAUUAAUUUUUAGGGAAUUUUAUAGAUUUAAUGUUUAACUUUUUGUACAAACAGUGUUGAUAUUUUUUCUAUUAUAUGUGCUGUAAUUUUUGUCUUUCAAUAUUUAAAAAAAAUGGGUAUAACUCAAAAAGCCUAUACUCAUCUGAAAGAAUUUAGUACUCUAAGAGUAAAAUAAUCGGACUAUUUAAUGAUAUUUUUAUAGAAGUUUUUUAUUGUUAUUAAUGUGUUUCAAAAAUGAAAAUAUAUGUGUAAUCUAUGAGUGGAUACUGUUCCAGUUUAUUAAUCUAAAUAUUGACAAGUAUGUUUUUUGUUGUCAUAAAGAUUAUUAUGUAUGCAAUAUUUAACAUGUUAUUUUUAAUAAUAAAA
Macrosteles quadrilineatus (aster leafhopper) is the source of this 6116-nucleotide messenger RNA. Its product is annotated as xanthine dehydrogenase-like. Gene Ontology annotation, molecular function: iron ion binding; molybdopterin cofactor binding; 2 iron, 2 sulfur cluster binding. The transcript is spliced from 30 exons. Bases 140 to 4222 code for a protein of 1360 amino acids. The record is from RefSeq and is a predicted model, not a curated record. NCBI's taxonomy places the organism in Eukaryota, Metazoa, Arthropoda, Insecta, Hemiptera, Cicadellidae.